GAUGACACUGGGAAGGCAGGGGCAGCAAGGAAACAGCUUCUUCAAGGGGAGAUCUGCCCUUGGUUUUCUGUGUCUCAGGUCUUCCUUCUUAUCUGUCCUUUUGGGGUUUGUUUUGUCCUUCCAGAUGUUGACGAGUGCGCAGAAGCCACGGAUGACUGUCACAUCGAUGCAAUUUGUCAAAACACACCAAAAUCCUACAAAUGCAUCUGCAAGCCGGGCUAUAAAGGGGAAGGGAAGCAGUGUGAAGAUAUCGAUGAGUGUGAAAACGACUUCUACAAUGGGGGUUGUGUCCAUGAGUGUAUCAACAUUCCAGGCAACUACAGGUGUACAUGCUACGAUGGGUUCAUGUUAGCCCAUGAUGGCCACAACUGUCUUGAUGUUGAUGAGUGUCUGGAUAACAAUGGAGGGUGCCAGCAGAUUUGUGUAAAUACUAUGGGCAGCUACGAAUGUCAGUGCAAAGAGGGCUUUUUUCUGAGUGAUAACCAGCAUACCUGCAUUCAUCGCUCCAUUGAGGGUAUGAACUGUAUGAACAAAGAUCAUGGGUGUGCACACAUCUGCCGGGAGACACCCAAAGGUGGGGUUGCCUGUGAAUGUAGGCCUGGCUUUGAACUUGCCAAAAACCAGAAGGACUGCAAAUUAACCUGUAACUAUGGGAAUGGAGGCUGCCAACACACCUGUGAUGACACAGAUACUGGUCCUGUGUGUGGUUGUCAUCAGAAGUAUGCCCUACAUUCAGAUGGCCGAACCUGCAUUGAGAAGGAUGAGGCUGCAAUUGAGAGUUCUGAGUACAAUGCCACGUCAGUAGCUGAUGUGGACAAGCGGGUGAAACGGCGGCUACUUAUGGAAACAUGUGCUGUCAAUAACGGAGGCUGUGAUCGGACUUGCAAGGAUACCGCGACAGGGGUACGAUGCAGUUGCCCAGUUGGAUUUACCCUGCAGCCUGAUGGGAAAACGUGCAAAGAUAUUGAUGAGUGCUUGGUAAACAAUGGUGGCUGUGACCAUUUCUGCCGAAACACAGUUGGCAGCUUUGAGUGCAGCUGCCAGAAAGGCUAUAAACUGCUUACAGAUGAACGGACCUGCCAAGAUAUAGAUGAGUGUUCCUUUGAACGGACCUGUGAUCACACCUGUAUCAACUACCCUGGAAGCUUUGAGUGUCUCUGCCAUAAAGGCUACACCUUGUAUGGACUGACACACUGUGGAGACAUUGACGAAUGCAGCAUCAGCAAUGGUAGCUGUGACUAUGGGUGUCUUAAUACCAUGGGGAGCUAUGAGUGUGUCUGUCCACCUGGAAAGAAACUGCACUGGAAUAAAAAGGACUGUGUUGAGAUGGUGAAAUGUCUCCCAAAUGCCAAACCAGCUCCCAAGGCUCAGCUAGUGUGUAGUAAAACAGGAGGCAUAGAGAGCUGCUUCCUGUCAUGCCCAUCCAAUACUCUUUUUGUUCCAGAUUCAGAGAACAGCUACACACUGAGCUGUGGUGUUCCCAUCCAUCAGGGCAAGGCUCAGCCCAAGCGCAACGCGACCCUGCCCAGCUGUGCAGAUUCAUUAGCCCCUCCAAUCAAGCAGAAAGCUCGUUUUAAAAUUAAAGAUGCCAAGUGCCAUUUACGGCCUCGCAGCAAAGAGAAAACAAGAGAUUCUGGGAAGCAAGCUGUGUCAGGAGGUCAAUUCCCUUGUACAGACAACUGCCAGGUGACCUUUGUGAAUCUCAAGUGUGACUCCUCCAAGAAAAAACGCCGAGGCCGCAAGUCACCAUCAAAAGAAGUAUCUCAUAUCACUGCUGAGUUUGAAGUGGAGAUGAAGUCAGAAGAAGUCUCAGACACCUGUAACAUUGACUGUGUUCGGAAAAGGAUGGAGCAGAAGCUGCAAACUGCAAUCAAAACAUUGAGGAAAUCUAUUAAUAAACAGCAAUUUUACAUUCAGUUUUCUGGGACAGAAUAUGAAGUGGCUCAGAAGCCAGCUAAAGCUACUGAAGGGCACGAAGCUUGCAGUACAGGGCAAGUACUGCAGGAUGGCAAAUGUGUUACCUGCAGCAUGGGCACCUUUUAUAGCGGAGAACAUAAUCAGUGCAUUCCUUGCUCACCAGGAACAUACCAAGACACAGAAGGUCAACUUACCUGUGAACCUUGCCCAAGUAACGAUGGACAGGGAGUAGCAGGAGCCCGGAAUGUGUCAGAAUGUGGAGGGCAGUGUUCUCCUGGGCACUACUCGUCAGAUGGUUUUAAACCUUGUACAGUCUGUCCUCUUGGCACGUACCAGCCUGAACCAGGAAGGACCCUCUGCUUUCCCUGUGGUGGUGGGCUCGUCACCAAAUAUGAAGGUGCCGUUUCCUUUCAAGACUGUGAAACCAAAGUUCAUUGUUCUCCUGGACACUACUACAACUCCACAACACACAGAUGCAUCCGAUGCCCUGUGGGAACAUACCAGCCUGAGUUUGGUCAAAACUACUGCAUCACCUGCCCUGGGAACACAAGUACAGAUUUUGAUGGCUCCACUAAUGUUACACACUGCAAAAACCAGCACUGUGGGGGAGAACUUGGGGACUAUACUGGCUACAUUGAAUCGCCCAACUAUCCUGGAGACUACCCAGCUAAUGUCGAAUGCAUUUGGAAUAUAAAUCCACCCCCAAAGAGAAGAAUACUCAUUGUAGUACCUGAGAUAUUUCUCCCAAUUGAAGAUGAAUGUGGUGAUGUUUUAGUAAUGAGAAAAAGUGCUUCUCCUACUUCAAUUACUACAUAUGAAACAUGUCAGACUUAUGAGAGACCUAUUGCAUUUACCUCAAGAUCAAGGAAGCUCUGGAUUCAGUUCAAGUCAAAUGAAGGAAACAGUGGCAAAGGAUUUCAAGUCCCCUAUGUGACUUAUGACGAGGAUUACCAACAGCUAAUAGAAGACAUUGUUCGAGAUGGAAGAUUAUAUGCAUCAGAAAAUCAUCAAGAAAUUCUAAAGGACAAGAAAUUGAUUAAAGCUCUCUUUGAUGUACUGGCACACCCACAAAACUAUUUCAAGUACACAGCACAAGAGUCAAAAGAGAUGUUUCCAAGAUCAUUUAUAAAGCUACUACGAUCAAAAGUUUCCAGAUUUCUACGACCAUACAAGUAGUCUAGUGGUAUUCAAUUUUUGGUUACUUUGCAUUCCUGUCAAGUAUUGUCUUUCCUCCACAGUAGAAACAUUUGCUAAUUUGAAGGCUCUUUUUUUCAGUCUUUGUUCUCAGUUGUACAUCAAAGAACACCUAUAAUGUUUUAUAAUU
Acanthisitta chloris (rifleman) is the source of this 3241-nucleotide messenger RNA. RefSeq names its product signal peptide, CUB domain, EGF-like 1 (gene SCUBE1). The transcript is spliced from 22 exons. The annotation marks the transcript as partial. Gene Ontology annotation, biological process: signal transduction. Gene Ontology annotation, cellular component: cell surface. The record is from RefSeq and is a predicted model, not a curated record. Lineage: Eukaryota; Metazoa; Chordata; Aves; Passeriformes; Acanthisittidae. Gene Ontology annotation, molecular function: calcium ion binding.